AUGCUCCGCAGCCUUCUCGACUUCUGUCUCGGUAGACGACAGGCGUACAGCUAUUCUGACGACCAAGCCGGGAGAGAAUCCCUGGACGAGUGGGUCUGCCUCGGGGAUUUAGCUUCGCCCACAUCUGCGCUUGCGAGCGUAGCCCCAGUGCGAAAGAAAAGCAAGUGGGAGGAUCUGGAUCAGCAGGAGGAUGAGGACGAUCUACAAGCUGCUCAAGCCAAGGCGCUCGAACGGGAGCUCAAGAAGAAAGCUAAGCGGGCUGCCGCUGCUGCUCAAGCUGCCCGCGAGCGUCCCUCCAAUCUUGCGCCCACGCCUGCUUCGCCACAGCCCGUAGCUUCGACUUCGCAUACUCUCAGACGAGAUGAUGAUGGCAGCGAAGGGCCCGUCAGAGUGAGCAUCAAGGGCAAAGCACGUGCGACAGAGCAAGAGAACCUCAACCAAGCCAGAUUACGCGCCAUCAGGCAGCGACAUCCCGUCCUUGCGGGCAGUCGGAGCGUCUACUGCUACGAACGCCUCAAUCAUAUCGAGGAAGGCAGCUAUGGCGUCGUAUCGCGAGCUCGGGAUAAGGCCACAGGCGAGAUUGUUGCCCUCAAGAAGCUCAAGAUGGACCAAGAGAAGAACGGCUUCCCGGUCACAUCCCUGCGUGAGAUCAAGACGCUCCUCGCCUGUUCAGCUCACGAGAACAUCGUUCGUGUGCGCGAAAUCGUCGUCGGCGACACAUUGACCCAGGUCUUCAUCGUCAUGGACUUCAUAGAGCACGAUCUCAAGACACUCUUGUCAACGAUGAAGACACCAUUCCUCGCGUCCGAGAUCAAGACACUCAUGCUCCAGCUCCUCUCGGCUUGCCAAAUGUGCCAUGAUAACUGGAUCGUCCAUCGAGACCUCAAGACAAGCAAUCUUCUUAUGAACAACAGAGGUCAAAUAAAAGUCGCCGACUUUGGACUCGCGCGUACUUACGGAGAGCCGCUUGGAGAUAUGACCCAGCUCGUAGUGACGCUUUGGUACAGAGCUCCGGAACUCCUUCUGGGCACCGACGACUAUUCGACUGCUGUCGAUAUGUGGUCUGUCGGUUGCAUCUUCGGCGAGCUCAUCCUCAAGGAGCCUCUUCUGCCCGGUAAGGGGGAGAUCGACCAGAUCAACAGGAUUCUGCAGCUCCUGGGGAGGCCCACCGAAGAUAUGUGGCCUGGGUUCAGCAAGCUACCAAACGCAAAGGCGCUCAAUCUCGACGCAGUACAACCGUUCUCUAAGCUACGGGCCAUAUUCAAGUACACGACCGAAGCUGGGCUGGAUCUGUUGUCAAAAUUGCUGCGCUACGACCCGAAGCAACGUAUCACGGCGGAAGAAGCACUGAAGCAUCCUUAUUUCAGUGAAUCGCCCUUGCCAAAGCAUCCAGAUCUUUUCCAGAGCUUCCCAUCCAUCGCAGGAGGCGAAAAAAAACGAGCAUUCGCAAGUCCCUCAGCCCCAACAAGGCAAGCCGACAAGGACCAGUUUGAUCUCGUGCAUGAUUUCGGUGGUCCUUCUGAUCGCUUCCCAAGAGCUGAUCAGGUACAAGUGCGACUGAGUCAGACCGACGUCAACAGGCGCGCGUGA
Molecule: messenger RNA, 1590 nt
Organism: Mixia osmundae IAM 14324
Lineage: Eukaryota; Fungi; Basidiomycota; Mixiomycetes; Mixiales; Mixiaceae
Exons: 13
Coding region: 1-1590 (529 amino acids)
Biological process (GO): regulation of mitotic cell cycle; protein phosphorylation
Cellular component (GO): nucleus
Molecular function (GO): ATP binding; cyclin-dependent protein serine/threonine kinase activity
Source: RefSeq, a predicted model, not a curated record